Syngnathus acus (greater pipefish) is the source of this 4346-nucleotide messenger RNA. RefSeq lists its product as uncharacterized. The transcript is spliced from 8 exons. The record is from RefSeq and is a predicted model, not a curated record. Lineage: Eukaryota; Metazoa; Chordata; Actinopteri; Syngnathiformes; Syngnathidae. Bases 180 to 1085 code for a protein of 301 amino acids.
ACGUCUCGCCUCGCUUCAACACCUCACCCAGAUUAACACUGUUGUGCCCUCAGUCGACAUGCUCUAGUGCUGCUUUAAGAUUUUAUUAGACGAGGUCUGAUAUGUGUUGACCUCACAGGGUGAUUUCAACUGUAGAAUCAUGGGAAGGUGGCGACAGAAGUAAACCAAAAAGACGGGCCAUGAGGAGGUUUUUCCGGGCGCAGAGGGAUGAAGACUUUGGUCGGAUCCAUUACCUGACAGCCAAGUGUACGCAUUUGGCUCGAGACAAAGCUGUGUUAGACAGGGAGGUCCUGUUGUCCAGGGAAAGGGAAAAGAAGCUGCAAGGAGACUUCCAAGCUGUGGCUGCUCAACUUUUCAACCUGGAGAAGACCAAUGUGGAGCUGAGGAGGACACAGGACCGGCUUCUUAGCACCAUCCACCAGCAGCAGGAGUUGGUGGAGUUGCUCCAGCAGCGUGUGAUCAUCCUGGCAGGGGAGAGCGAGCGCGACACACAGCUGCUGCGUCAAAUGUGCUCGGAGCUGCUGUGCCUGCAAAGCUCUGAGAUGUGGUUGGAGGGCCUGGUGGAAGAGCUGCAGGCCGAAGCCCAGAUGCAACGCAGCAGGGAGGCCGACAGCCUUCGGGCGGAGCUGCACACCGAGGCCCACUGCGGUAACGCAGUAAAGGAGGGCCUCCGUGUGGAGCUGCAAAUUAAGACGGCGGAGUUGGAGAAGCUUCGUGACGCCAACAAGAUGCUGACGGAGGAGUUGAUGGAUUUGCGUUUUGUUCAUGAGGAACAGGUGAGAGCUUUGCGAGGGGAGAAUGACAGUGGUUCGAGGAAGCUCCAGGAAACACUGCAGCAGUUUGAAAUGCUGUGUCAGCAACAGCGCUACUGGAUGGUGUGCGUCAAAAGCUUUAAAAACAGCUUUUUGGAGGAGAGAGAAGGUCUGCUUCAGAAAGUCCGCACUUUGGAAAGUUCGGCGAAACAGUUCAAGACGUCAUGCGAUCACGUUUCCCAGCAAACGCAACACUGCCCCCUACAGUAUGACAGCUGCUGUAACAGGUUAGCAGAUGCGAUCUGUCGUCAUGGGACACUGAUGAGGAGAUGAAUAUCAACUAUGAGGAGUGCCCACAACAGGCGGGGAGUACUAUCAUCAGAUACCAAAAACCUCCUUGAAGAUUAAAAAGUCUGCAGCCGGGAUGUGCAAACCACAGUGUGGAAUACAGUGGAAGCGAAAGGUGAACAAAAGUGCUGGUUUGGAGUUUACUCACAGUUUUGUGGUAAAAAGCAUCCUCAAAAUUCAAAUAAAAUGAUCAUAUUAUGGCAUUAGCAAAUCAACAAGCGUGAUUUGAUUUGGCUUAUAAAUGUACUGAAUAGAGCCAAUUUUAAACUGAUUGACAUAUUGAAGUGUCUGAAGCCACUAGUUUUGCUUGGUUUGAUUUUAUGCUGCAGUGUUUAAUUUCUUUCUACAAAUCAAAGAGAAAAUAUGCAGAAAUAUAUAAAGAAAAUAUCCUAUAGAAAAAUUAUACGAGUAUGUCAAUGUCGAUGAAGACAUUUUUUUUGUCUAUGCUGAAAAUAAUUUCAUACUUUUCUGAAAUGAUCAUUAAAAAUAAUAGAUGGUUUUUUUUUUUAAGUAGAUCAAUGAAGUUCUAUUUUUGGGUAAGAAAAAAGUCCUAAUACUUACUAUGAGAACAAUGGCACAAAUCUUUUAGAAUAAAAUUCUGUUGAGAGAAGAAUAUCAAAUUUAAAAAAUAAUGAUAUAAUGGCUUUUAAUAAUAGUUUACUAGUUUAAUUAUAGUUCUUUUCUCAAGAAAAAAAAUAUAAUGAAGUAAUGACAUAUUUUCUGUCACCUUUUGAUCGUGUCUACUAAACACAUAACUGACAUGAAGGCCAAUUUGUGGUUGACCAUUCAUGAGUUAACUAAACUGUAGGUUUAGUGAUGGCUAUACUUGCCAGAUGUGGUAGAAAUCAGAUUGAUAUCAGAUUCUUAAAAUUGGCAAGUUAAUUGUGACCCAAGUUCCACUCUUUCCUGAAUGCACUCAUCAUCUAAAGACCUUGCCAUCUGUCGUAGCACAAUGCUGUGCACAUGGAUGUGCGUGAACCCUAACUGGCUCAGCCCAUGGGUAACGGUGGGGGCCCCCCAGAUAUGCGCUCGGAUGGUCGUGUGAGCAGGUGAUGCGCGGUGUGGAGGUCGUUCCAGUUUUUAAACUGGAAAAGUCUGUUACUGUCAUACGGAGGCCAACGUCAGCCGCCGGCCUGCGGGACAGAUGUGUUCCACGUGGAGCGUUCCCGUCUGCGGACUGUUUACACUGGCUGCUUAAGAUGGGCUCAUAGCAGUAUUCCAGUGAAAGUAUGACUAGUAUUCUCAGUAGUUGUUCCCAGGAUAAUUUUUCUAAUUCACACAGACUAGCGGCUAAACUUUAAGAAGGAAAAGAAUUUCAAAUGGAAGACUAUUCCUUUGCUGUUUUUCUUUAACUGUAUUGUGAUGCUAUGACAAAAAGAGACAUGAAAUUGAUCUUAAUAAGACACAGGUACGGUUAACACCACCUAUUUGCGGUUUACUUUUUACAAAUUUGCUUCUUUCUUCUGCGGAGGUUAUUCUCAGCUAUUUGUGUAAUCCCUGCACAUUUGUUGGGGACCCUUCUGUAAUUCUCCAAGAUGGCACAAGAUGGCUCCAAAGUCAUGGCUAACAGGUUAGUUGGCUAAUUGGUGUAAAGGACUUAAUUAUGUUGGAGUGAUACAUCUUGGCUGUUCUUAGAUAUUUUGCAUGUCUAAAAGGAUCUAAGUUUAGAAUGUUUAGAAUUUCUGGGUCUUUUUUGGAAAAUCAAAUCUCUUUUACUUUUUACCAUCAAUGCUAUAAGCUCAAGAUAUUUGAAUGCUUUAGAUCACAUUUUUUUGUGUAUUCAAUUCAUAUAUACUGUCCACAUAAGCAAAACAAUGUGGCCAAAUUAUGUUUAAAACAGCAAAUUGCUAAUAUAAAGGCAUUCAUUAGCAUUCCUGCUAACAACUCAAGUAGGCGUAAGAUACCCCACUAUAAGGAUACUAUUACAAGUCAUUAUAUUUUCAAUUCACUGCUUUACUUCAUUUUAAAUGCAAUGACAGUUAAAAAUGAUAUUUAGAGCAGUGUCUCCCACAAUUGUAUUAGCCAAAGCACAUAGUUUACAUUCAUAAAAUUCACUAAACACCAUCAAACAAAAACACUUGAAUCAUGAUGAUAUCAUCUCAAUUUACUCAUUCUUGAAAAUGCGGGUCUGUGAAGUUAAGCUAUUAAGCUAUUAGGCUAUUAUUCUGUUAUUUAAAUGGCAGCAGCUGUAUAUACAGGUCAAUUGUACCUUUUCCCAUCAAGUGGAAGAGCAUUUAACUAUUCUUUUGAUCACGUUCCGUCAUAAAUAGAUGUAGAUUGAUACAUUAUUAUUAGUAGACAAAUAUGUUUUUGGACCAAUCUAGUGAAACUGGAAAACAGUAGUUGGGAAUCACUGACUUCAAGCAUUGCCUGUACAGUUAAGAAUAUUUUUCUGAUGCAUUUCAAUGAGGAAUAGCUGGGUCGAUUGCAGACUUUAAUGAUGCAGUACUUGUCAACUUAUUUCAUGUGUAGUCAAAUACAAGGUGUGCCAGGUUGUAAACAGUCUCUUCACUGUUUUAUUUGUGUGUGUGUGUGUGUGUGUGUGCAUGCGUGCGUGUGUGUGUGUGCAUGCAAAAACAUCUGCAAUCUAUUUUCUCUCAGAACUGAAAUGGCUGUUGGGUGCCAGGGCACGACUGUUUCCGGCCCCAUUGCCCCCACCUCCAUUUAGAUUUUUCUUUUCUUGAGACAGAUUGGUCACACUUUGUCACUUUAAAAACAGCGGAGGACAUGUAAGGGACACUGAGUGGUCUUCAUGGUUUGACUGAAGGACAACUGAAGACUUAUCCAUUGAGGACUACAUCACAGGCUUCAUUUCCAUUCAUUAAUGGCACGAGAUGUAUACUACACCGAAUGGUGAAAUUGAUGGCUCUAUUGUUUUACUUGUUUCUCAAUGUAGCCCUUUUAUAUAGGGCAAGUAAUUAUAUUAUUUUUAUUUUAUUUUUUUUAAAUGGUCAUUGACACAUCCUAGACAUCCCUAAAUUCCUGGUGUGGAGCACACACACAUAUUUAAACUGAUUUAAAUGAACAGUACAUUAUUAUUUACCAUUUUAUUGAGUUAUUUAUUAAAUUGCUAAAUAUUACACCAAAUGAAGUUAAAACGAAGUUGAAAAUCAAUAUUCAAACAAUACUGUACAUCUAAAUGUAUGCAUUAAACACCUGGUUGUCCCAUUGGUAUAUGUGCCGUGCUUUGUUACAGCUCCAGCUGUUAUUAAAUGCUCUAUAUAAAUAAAGUUGCAUUGUAUUGUA